CAGUAGCCAGUUUCCUGGUUCAAGCAUGGACCUGGAAUAUGGGAAACUUGGGUUCAAGGCACCCUCUUGAGACAGACAGAGAAAUUUUGUCAGACUCAACCUCUGCUGACAACACUUUCAGGAUCUGUGUACAUGAACUCUUCAGGGUGAGAGAAAGGAGCUGAUUUCAUCCUGGCAAUGACAGCACUUCAAUGUGACACUGGUUCAAAGUUAUACUCUGAACCCGGCAGGAACCUCAUAUCUCCUGCUAUUUCACAUGGAAGCUACUGGCUACCCCAAAGCUGAGCUGUUCUAACCUUUAUCAUGGUUCUGAGAAGCCUCUUUGGGGUUUAAACACUAAAACAAAAAGUACCCAAACAUUGCUAGAAAGAAUCCAUUAUCUCCGUCCCAUAGGUAUUCAGAGUGCUUUGCCCAUUAGUGGGAAGGGCUGCUUUGAAAACAGUGCUGAAGAAACUGUCAUCCUAUUUAAGUUCCUGAGGGAACUCUGGCUCUACCAAUCUUGUUUCAAAUAGGUAGUUAGUGUACAAAGGCACUCACUUGAAGGGUAGCCUCCAUGGUUAUUAGGUUACAGCAUUAUGGGUCACUGUCCCUUCACAAUGAAAUGCCAUUAGUUUCACUGUGAAAAGAAACACAGUGCAUUUAGGGAUUUCCUUUCAGCGCUGACACCCUCUUUCUCCAUUUAAAUCAGAUGUUAGCGUGGGCCAAGUCUGGGAUUAUAACCAGGGCAGAGAACAGCUGUUACACUAAGACAGUUCACUGGUGACAUUAUAUGACCAAAGGGUCAGUGUUUCACUCUGCAAAAUAGUUCAUUAGCUGAACAAAUUAACCAUGGCUGAUAGCACUUCUGUCCCUUUCCCUUCCAAGACAAACAACACGCAUGUCUGAUCACCUGAGCCCACUGCUGAAGCCUGUCCUGUUUCCUUGUGCUCCAUGAAUGUUUCUGCCAGUGAAUCAGUCUGCUAGUGGAGACAGACCAGGAACUGCAGCAGAAGACACAAGUAAGGCAGUUAAAGCAGAGCCCCAAGAUGUGGUGUCUCCUCGUGUUGCUCUGCUCCCAAGGAAUUGUCUUUUCAAAAGGAUUCAGAACACCCUCCGCUCUGAAUUCAGACACAAGCCAGUACAGGAAGACUCGCAACCCUGAAUGCUUUAUGAAUGUUAGUGAAAUCAUCAGAUAUCAUGGAUACCCCAGUGAGGAAUAUCAAGUUACCACAGAAGAUGGAUACAUUCUUGGUGUUUUCAGAAUUCCUGCUGGGAGGAACAACCAAAAUACAGGGCAAAAGCCUGCAGUCUUCCUACAGCAUGCUUUUCUAGGAGAUGCUACACACUGGAUUUCUAACCUGCCCAACAACAGCUUGGGCUUCCUCCUCGCAGAUGCUGGCUAUGAUGUCUGGAUGGGAAACAGCCGAGGGAACACUUGGUCUUUAAAACACAAGACCCUUAAUCCCAGCCAGAAAGCGUUCUGGAAGUUCAGCUUCGAUGAAAUGGGUAAAUACGAUAUUCCAGCAGAGCUGUACUUCAUCAUGAAUAAAACUGGACAGAAGGAUGUAUACUAUGUUGGUCACUCUGAAGGCACAACAACAGGCUUCAUAGCAUUUUCUACAUACCCUGAGCUGGCUAAACGGAUAAAAAUGUUCGGUGCUCUGAGCCCAGUAAUCACAGGUUCAUAUGCUACAAGCCCUCUGGUUAAGAUAAUAAGUGUUCCUGAACCUCUGCUCAGGUUAGUAUUUGGCUACAAAGGAGCUCUGCACCAGAUCGGAUUUCUGAGAGGACCUGUCACACAGUUAUGUGCAAGCCUGGAUAAGUUUUGUGGCCAUGUACUCUGCUACAUAGCUGGAGGCAACAUAAAAAAUCUGAACACGAGUCGAAUAGAUACAUACGUAGGACAUUCCCCUGCUGGAACAUCAGUGCAGGACAUUAUUCAUUGGCAUCAGAUAAGAUGUGCAGGCCAAUUCCAAGCUUAUGACUACGGCUCUAAGGAAAACAUGAAGAAAUACAACCAGUCUACUCCUCCUACGUACACAAUAGAGAAGAUAGGCACACCAAUUGCUGUUUGGAGCGGCGGACAGGACAAAUUUGCAGAUCCAAAAGACAUGGCAAAUCUACUUUCUCGGAUUCCUAAUCUCAUUUACCAUGAGCAUUUUCCUGCUUGGGGACAUCUUGAUUUCAUCUGGGGCCUUGAUGCAACUGAGAAAAUGUAUAGGAAAAUCAUUGAACUAAUGACAAAAUACUUUUGAAACCACAUGCAGAGU
Messenger RNA from Athene cunicularia (burrowing owl), 2249 nucleotides. Its product is annotated as lysosomal acid lipase/cholesteryl ester hydrolase-like. Gene Ontology annotation, biological process: lipid metabolic process. Gene Ontology annotation, molecular function: hydrolase activity, acting on ester bonds. The record is from RefSeq and is a predicted model, not a curated record. Lineage: Eukaryota; Metazoa; Chordata; Aves; Strigiformes; Strigidae. The coding region runs from base 1026 to 2234 and encodes 402 amino acids. The transcript has 11 exons.